Messenger RNA from Acanthaster planci (crown-of-thorns starfish), 5438 nucleotides. Its product is annotated as cilia- and flagella-associated protein 337-like. NCBI's taxonomy places the organism in Eukaryota, Metazoa, Echinodermata, Asteroidea, Valvatida, Acanthasteridae. The record is from RefSeq and is a predicted model, not a curated record. Gene Ontology annotation, molecular function: protein binding.
ACUCAUCAUUGAAAUGGUGAGCGUUGUUCGCGUUCAAGUAUAUUGAUUAGUCUACAAUCUGCAGAUCGUGUUCACAAAGUGUUACUUCGAUCUGCACCACUGUUCCUUGAAAAGCCGGCUGAUUACGUCGUGUUAUCAGUUUGUGUGAGGAUCAAUAAGGAAAAUUGACCGUAUAAAUUGUCAAGCAGUUUAGAUUUCUGGACAAGUCACCCACGAGUUAAAUAACACCAGUUCAACUGUAGUUGUGGGCCUAUACUAACCCACACGCAUCGUAGAACAAGAAUUAGGAACUCUUGCAUUGUACGGUGCCUCUGCUUCCCGCUGGCUGGGAAUAGAGAGGAUUUUUAUGACUAUCACAGAAAUGGGUGCUUGAAAAGCUGAAACCAUGGCAACACCGGGGGACAAUAGCCCCAGUAGCCAACAGGCUGGGCCUGCAUUGAGUACAGCCUUGAAGGCUGUGGUAGCCUUGUCCUUGAAGACCAGGGACGACGACAAGAAGCUAGAGAAAAAGCCAUCUAAUACCAUGGCAACCAGCGGCGGUGUUGUAACCUACGGCGUCAAACUUGAAAGCCGGCUCAACAUUAAGGACCUUCAGCACUUGAAGAGGGCGUUUAUGGUACAUGGAGAUGGUUAUAAUAACAGGCUGAGUGUCGAAAAGGAAGAAUUCUGCAAUCUGCUGGACCGGAUCUUGACCAAAGGGAACCCAGACGAGUAUGCAGAUCUGUUCGAUAAGAUAGAUGUUACCAAGGAAGGCAAAGUUGAUUGGGACAAAAUUGCCUCCCAUUUACUGCUGGAGUACGUUGAGAAAGAUGACCGAGUCAAAUCAACUCAGGUCCCUCAGUGGAAGGACAUCAAGAUACUGCCCAGCCCUCACAAGGACGUAGUGCAGAAAGUGGCUUUCCUUAAGAACUCCGGCCGUUACAUCGCCAUCAGCAAGGAAGGGGGCAUAUCGACAUGGGACACCAGACUUCACCUUAUGAAGUCCAUCAGGAUAAACAACGAUGCAGUUAAGCCCAGAGAUAUGUGGGUGACCACUUUUGUUGUAUUGCAGAACAUCAACAAGAUAGCUCUAGCAUUCACGAGCAAAGAAAUCAUUUUCUACGAUCUGAGUUCCAAGCUGGAAUUCAACUGCCAGUACAGAGUCUAUGGCCUGGAGCACACUCCACUUAGCAUGGACCACUGGAGUAACCCAAACAACUCUAACGAAGCCAUCAUCGUGAUGGGAGACACAGGCGGCAAUGUGAACGCCUUCAUGUUUACCUCUGCCAUCAUAGCACUGUUCGACAGACCCCAGCAAACCACAGGAGAAGGGCAAGAGCAAGUUGUGAAUGUGAACUUCAAACAUCUGCUGAAAGACAGGUUCAAGUAUUGCCGGUUAGUGCGGCAUAACGGCCACCAGGAAUGGGCCAGACAAGUGAAAUAUGCUGUUCAUUUAGACUGCUUCAUAUCCUGUUCCACCACUUACCAGAGCGCCAUGGUGCUGGGCUGGAUUGAGAAAGCAAGACAGAAAAUGAAAACGAGUUCCUUCAACAUUGCCCAGGGAGUAAAUGCCUUUGACUACCACGAGGUUCUCAAUCUCAUCGCCACGGCAGGUGUCAAUCACCACGUCUGUUUAUGGAAUCCCUACGUUGUCUCCAAGCCGGUUGGGUUGCUGCGAGGUCACAUGGCCCCCGUCAUGCACGUGCAGUUCAACCACAGCAGGGGCCAGCUCAUCAGUUUCUCCAAGGACAAAGUGUUGAGGAUAUGGGACGUGCAGCUCCAGGUUUGCCUGCAGAGAAUUGCCGGGACGUUCCCCAAAGGACCUGACUUGACAACACACCUGUUCUUUCACGAGGAACGCAACCGUCUCUUCAUGACCUUUAACUACCAGAUGACCUUGCUGGAAAUGAAGAAAGAGGUCAAAGACCGUGUCCUCAGCCAUGAGAAGCCCAUCGCCUGUGCCAUCUACAGCUCUACCUUCAAUCAGGUCGUCAGCGCAUGCCAAGGGUCGACUGUCAACAUGUGGCUGCUGGACACCGGUCAGAAGGUCAAACAGUUUAUCAAUUGUCAUGGCAACUCAGAGAUCACCACACUGGCCCUCGAUCACAGUGAGACAAGGCUGUUCACUGGGAGCACGGACGGAACUGUGAAAGUGUGGGAUUUCAAUGGUCAUUGCCAUCACACACUGCAUGCGGGUAUGGGAGAACCAGCUGACAUCUCACAGAUUGUGGUUCUGAAGAGAAACUUCAUCAUCAUUGGUUGGAACAGGUGCAUCACGGUCUUCAGAAAUCAGCAACUCACUCAGUUCCACGUACAGCCUUCAGAAUGGAAAGGGGGUCAGGAGCACCACGAUGACAUUUUGGCCGCUGCCUUCUCGGCCCCUCACACCCUGGCCACGGCGAGCUACGACGGAGAAAUCAUCAUAUGGAACUCGGGGUCAGAGGUCGCAUCCAGGCGACUCCGCCAGCGGUACCUGAAGAAAGGAGUCAAGUCCAGAGCCGGGACACGAUUGGGUUUGAAGAAAGAAGGCACUACCCUCUCAGUCACGCCAUCUCAGCCGUCUGCAUCCCCUCAUCAGCUAGAAUCCCAGAGCCUGGCCUCGGCACUGUCCAGGCCUCCCGGCCCAGGGGAGAGCACGGAGGGGAUCAAGCCGCAAAGACCCCACUCCAGGGGUAGCGAUGCUAGCGAGGAUGAGCAGAAUGAUUUCAUCAUCACUCGACUGGUUUUCCUGGAUGCGAGGAAGGGGCAGUCGGCCUCCGGGGGUGCCAACCUGGUAUCCUGCGGCGGGAAUGGUUGGGUCCGAUUCUGGAACACUGCCAAGAACUCACUAUUGGCCGAGUACAUAGCACACAAACAUGUGUCAUUUGUCGUCAUGGCUGUGAGCGAAAACAACCACACUUUGGUGACAGGAGACACAGACGGUGCCAUCAAAGUCUGGAAUAUCCAGGAGUACUGCAUGCUUCAGCCAGAGACUAUCGUCACAGAACCACCACCUCUUGUCGCUUCCUGGCAGCCCCACGCUGACAUGAUCAGCAGCCUCAUAGUGUGUGAGAGGAACGAUCGCACACUCAUCAUUUCCUCCUCCACAGACUGUAGCGUGCAGGUGUGGGACAUCUAUGGCAUAUGCAUCGGCACAUUUGGCCAGGAGGAUCACUGGAAGAUCGAACCCUUCUGCCCACCCCCUGAGGUCAGUCCUGAAGAAGAGGCAGAGUAUUCAGACAGCGGCGAGUCUUACAGCGGUGAUGCUGCCGAAACCUUCCAAGAUGUGAUGACUGAAGAGAUGAUGGAGGGCUUGCUGGAUCCACUAACAAAGGUCAACACGUGGGAGAAGACCAGGCUCGGCAAGGAGUACCAGGAGCUGAGGAGCAAGAAACGAGAGCGUAAGCAGCCGGGGACCAUCCCUGAGCUGCCCUACCUGCACUGGGAGAAGAUCCCGGCAGCACCGGCACCCAUGGGCAAUCCAGCCGGAGGGCCGUUUGCUCAGCCUCCUGAGAAGAUAGUCCUUCCUAUGUGGACCCAGGCAUUGACUGUGCCCGAAUUAGACGAAGUUGGGACGUUAAGGAAGCCAGACUUCAUCACCCAUCCCCACCGAUACUUCCGGGAUCGAGAAGAUGUCAACAAUGCAAAAGUACUGGAUAAAGACCCGGAAGAAAUCAUAAACCUGAAGAAUGCCUAUGACGAGCGCAGUCUCUUCCCAAAGUACAUCCUGGAGUUUGAGGCCCGCAUGAAGACACAGCACCGUGAGGAGCUGGAAGCGUUGGGGGGCGGCGGCCAAGGCGUUGGCAGGGGGCGUCUCACCCACCGCCGCUCCAAGGCCUGGUCCAUGGUGGCCAGUCAGAGCGGCUCGGUGGCUGGCGUAAAUGGGGGCGCGGCCAAAGGCGGAGGAGGUGGAGGGAAUGGACACAGCCGACCCGUCCGGUUGUCGCCCUUGCCAGAGGGGAAACGGCCCAAACCACAUGAGAGCUUGCCUUGACCACGAGUCACGCACGACUAGCUUGUGGGGACCACUAUUGUAGACCAUCCAUUUAAUGUUGCUUGUCGCAUUUAGUCUGACAUAGCUCACAUCCAACUUACUUUGCUGUGGCUUGCAAUAACACAAGCAGUUAUGGAAGCCCCUAGCUAGCGGCUCCCAUAGAGGAAUGUGUGAAUCUUAGCCUCAGCCAGUUUAUGGGGACAUAGAGAUCACUGAACGUGUGUUAUUACCAUUGUAACAGUUUCUGCGAUGGUGAUAAUCUUGGGCCCUGUUUGUUUUAUGUAAGUCAAUAGCAGCUGUGGAUCACGUUUAACUGAUCCUGCUCCCAGCUUGGUUCACAAGAUCAUUGGAUCUGGAUCAGGCUCUGUGAUGAAACAAACGGUCCCAUAUAGCUUUCACUGAACCAUCCUCUGAUCGGACCAUUCCCUUCACAUUUGGCCAAUAUUCAGCACUAGCAUCUUAAAAGGCUCUGUUGCCAACAGUCAUGGCACAGGGUAAUUUGUAGCAUGGGGUUGAAUAAGAGGCUAGACUGGCAAAAGUUGCAGUAACUCGAUCAGCAGUGCACACAUCCGGAUCCCGGCUACUGGCAAAUCUCGUGUAAAGCUAGGCCUAGGUCUGUGCUGAUUGAGGCACAUUGGCAGGUGUUGAGAGACUGGAUUCAGCCACAGGCUGUUUCUAACAUGGCCUUUCUUUUCUUAGAGGCAGCUCCACUUAAGAUCCAGCUCGGUGAUUUUGAGCAAAAAGUGGAUGACCUGCAAUUUUUUUUCUACCCUGUCCAUUUAAAUAGUUUCUUUAACAUUCAGAGAUUUAAAAAAAUGUUGAAUUUGAAAUUAUUCUUAUCAGAUUAUUGGAUAAAACGUAAGGAUAUUUUCAAAAACAAGUACAAUCUUAAUACACUGGCUUUCCAUUUGUUCUAAACAAAUAUAUCAUAAUCAUUUAUGCAUAAGACCAAGCAAGGUCUGUUUUUCCAUGACGGUAAAUAUCAACUCAGGUCUUGGUCCAGUGAACAAAAUUUUGUAAUGAAAAAUUGAAGGUUUGUUUGUGUAUUGUUUUCCAUUGCACAAGAUUUGUUUUGGUUUUAGUGGGUUUAUCAAAUGUUUGGGAUAUCCCCUGCUGUGCGUUAUGUGUUUCUUUGUUCCAUAUGAUCUGGAGAUCAAGCGGCUUUAAGUGGAAAGUUUGUGGGACUUGGGUCCAAUUUGUAAAAUUGGGCCAGCCGUGUUUGAUUUUAUUUCAAUAUAAAUGAUCUGGUCUUAAAUCUGAUCAUGUUUUUUAAUCAUAUGCAAGAGUAAUGCCUUUGGUAGCCAAUCCGUCCAGUUUGUACAUCUCUUUUAAAAAAUUUGUUAGACAUUGUAAUUAAUUUUGAGUGAAGAAUCUAGUUGUAAGACUAAUUUAUGUACAGAGCUAAGAGUGUGAGUUAUGAGGCAUGUACUAAUACAAAGAAACUUGUGUACAGCUAAAAGUUGCAAGUUUUGUGUCAGCUUUCUUA